UAAAAGAAAACUUGGGGGAUAUAUGUAGAUGUUUUUAGGGUGCAUUUAAAAGCCCCCUACUAGAAGCCUGUGCAUUUCCUGAUUUUGUUUUGCUUUGUGAGGACUCUGCUUGAUUAGAGGCGUCUCCGCUGCACCUUCAUAGCCGUUCCAUCUGGUAAAUCCCUUAUUCCCCUUAUGUUUUUUUAUGCCAUUUGAACCCACAAAAUGAGAAGAAUUCCUUUUGCAUAUCUCUUUGCUCUUAAAGCCCCAAACUCCUUUCUCUGCAAACAUAGAGCCAUUCCUGGGAAUUUCUUUACUGUUGCCCCAAUUACCAUUCAUCCACGCUUUACGUUUCCCUCAUUUUGCUCCAAUGCAACAGCAUUUGAUUCCGGUUUUACUGAUGUGGCUAAGUUAUAUGCGACUAUCAUGGAUAACUCUAAUGUAUAUGACAACAUGGAGACAUCGCUUGACCAACUGGGUCUCCAAUUAACUACCCCUUUGGUUAUGGAUGUUCUCCAAAGGCUUUCUCUUGAGGAGAAAAUUGCAUUCAGGUUUUUUACAUGGGCUGCUAAUCAACAAAACUAUGCCCAUCAGCCUCAAGCUUAUAAUCAGAUGAUUGACAUUUUGUCGAGUACAAAGUACAAAAUUAAACAAUUCCGAAUCGUCUGUGAUAUGCUUGAUUAUAUGAAGAGGAGUAACAAGAAAGCCGUCCCUGUCGAAGAUUUGCUACUCAUUUUGAGACAAUAUACUGAAAAGCAUUUGACACAUCUUCAGAAAUUUUCUAAGAAGAAGAGGAUAAGGGUGAAGACGCAGCCAGAGAUCAAUGCCUUUAACUUGCUGUUGGAUGCUUUGUGUAAGUGUAGUCUGGUUGAGGAUGCUGAUGUUCUCUUUAACAGGAUGAAGAGGAGGGUUACAUCGGAUGCCAAUUCAUACAAUAUAUUGUUUUUUGGUUGGUGUAGAGUUAGGAAUCCGAAAAGAGGUAUGAGGGUUCUGGAAGAAAUGAUCCAGUUGGGUCAUACUCCUGAUAAUUUUACUUACAAUACUGCUAUCGAUGCCUUUUGCAAAGCAGGAUUGGUGACUGAGGCAGCUGAACUUUUUGAGUUCAUGAGAACGAAAGGGUCAACCUUGUCUUCUCCCACUGCAAAAACUUAUGCGAUCAUGGCUGCAGCUUUAAUGCAUAGCAACAGAAUCAAGGAAUGCUUUGAGCUUAUAGGGAACAUGAUAAAUAGCGGUUGCCUGCCUGAUGUUUUGACAUACAAAGAAUUGAUUGAAGGGAUGUGCUCAGUGGGGAAGAUUGAAGAAGCGUACAAGUUCUUGGAAGAGAUGGGAAACAAAGGUUACCCUCCGGAUAUAGUUACUUACAACUGUUUCCUCAAGGUCCUUUGUGACAAUAAGAAGAGUGAUGAAGCCUUGAGGCUAUAUCAAAGAAUGAUUGAUGUCGGUUGUAUGCCCAGUGUGCAAACCUAUAAUAUGUUGAUUUCAAUGUUCUUUCAUAUGGGUGAUCUUGAUGGGGUGUUUGAGACUUGGCAAGAGAUGGAUAAGAGGGGCUGUGCACAAGACAUUGAGACUUAUUGCAUCAUGAUUGAUGGGCUUUUCAGCCACAAUAAAGUGGAAGAUGCUUGUUUUCUUUUGGAAGAUGUUGUAAACAAGGGAUUGAAAUUGCCAUACCCGAAGUUUGACUCCUUUUUGAUGCAGCUUUCUGCAAUUGGUAAUCUCCAAGCCAUCCAUAAACUUUCUGAACAUAUGAGGAAGUUUUACAAUCCUGCUAUGGCAAGACGUUUUGCGCUGAAUCAGAAGAGGCAGAGUAUGAGAUUAAGAGGGAAGUAAGAAUGUACAAAAGCAUUUUUGGAAGAUUUUCUUUCAUCGUACAAAGGUGCCAAGUAGGAUCUGUACUUGAGCUCUGGUUUACUCUUUGGAAAGUUUUGAUUGAGAAACAGCUGGGAGUUCACAAGACCAAAUAGUACAAGGACGACUUGGCUACAAAUGCAGCAUGGAUAUGACAAAGAGUUUGAAGCAAGCUAUAAACUUGGGCCACAAUGUGAUUCCACAUACUUGUUCUCAUGAAUCAUGAUCUCUGACAAAGCUAUAUAAUCCACAAAUACUGUUGUCAUCAGUUAUACAACUGGUAAUGCCCCCAAAAAUUUCUACUGUGAGUUGGAUUGGCUGCAUGGAGUGAACUUCUGUAUUUAAUCCUCUUUCUUUUUUUCUUUUUUUUUUUUUUUUCCCAAGCAGUUAAGGCACAACACUUCAGAGAAGAAGUUCAACUUGAAAAUUAUGUAAUGGCCUAAAUUUAUUUCCUGUAAAAGUUUCAUGAUUGAGUCAACAUCUUGAUAUCUUCUGGAGCCACUGCUUAUGCUGUCAGAGCAGGAGACUGCUUUUUAUAGUUAAAUAUCGGAGAAGCUCUUCACUCUCGAUCCAAUCACUGGAACUGCCAUUAAUGAAACUGUCAAUGGGCCCUGCAUCAGUAAGAUAUGUCAAGUGCUAGCUGUGCUCAUAUUGUGAGCAGAGACUCUAUUAUCAUUUGAACAGCAACUCAAAAAUUUAUGCAGGCAGCAAUAUGUCAAAGCUCUCAAUAUAUAGAUUCACCACUAUGCGCUCAGUCUGUUCAAUUAGCCUUUCAAGAGGAAGCAAUUUCUUUAUCAGGAGUUUAUUACUUUUGGAUAUUGGUGCUACGGAGCCACGACUCUUUUUCACCUUUUUUUUUUUUGUUUCUCUGUUCCUAUAAUAAUUGUGUAAGGAGACGGUCAAUAUCACUGGCAGUUUCUACAGUAAACCAUUUUCCAUGUGCUGAUAUAUGGUGGGGCAUCAUGCCUCUCGUAGUAACUAUCAUUUGGCCACCGCAUCUCCCAGGCUGUUAUAGCCAUCAACUAUACUAAAAUUGAUAUCUUCACAGUAGCAAACUUUGAAUAGCUCCUCUCAUCAAAAUCUUAAAAUAGGGGAAGGGACUCGGGAGGAUGCCCGAGUCCUAAAACUUCCUUGCCGUUCCUAUCAGUUGUGUUGGUUUCUGUACGUGUAUUUAACACUGUUUCUUGAAAUGCUGACUCGAAGAAACAAGUAGUAAUAAAGUAACGAUUGACGGUAACUUUGCUAUUUACAGCUCCCAGGUGAACUAAUCUCCUUGCCAGCAGCUGUGGCAGAUUUUCUACUCCCACCAUCUUCUAAUAGAGACGGCAAUAGUUGUGACAGUUGUGGCUGAUCUCUCUCUCAUCUACCUACAUAAUUUUAAUUCAUUUUUUUAUGUUGUUGUUAUCAUUUUUUCAACUCGCCAUGAUGGCAGGUAAAACCUCUUUUUUCCAGAUUUGCGCUUCCACUAUUGCUAGCUAGCAUGAUGCCAUAUGCAACGUAGAUCCGUACCC
Molecule: messenger RNA, 3335 nt
Organism: Durio zibethinus
Lineage: Eukaryota; Viridiplantae; Streptophyta; Magnoliopsida; Malvales; Malvaceae
Source: RefSeq, a predicted model, not a curated record